Messenger RNA from Venustampulla echinocandica, 1041 nucleotides. RefSeq lists its product as uncharacterized. Lineage: Eukaryota; Fungi; Ascomycota; Leotiomycetes; Helotiales; Pleuroascaceae. Bases 1 to 1041 code for a protein of 346 amino acids. The transcript is spliced from 3 exons. Gene Ontology annotation, molecular function: triacylglycerol lipase activity. The record is from RefSeq and is a predicted model, not a curated record.
AUGACAAUUCUGGUCGCUCGUGUGUCGCGCACGAGAUCCAUUCCUCCUAUCCUUCGGAGAGCCCUCCCUCGCCGUGAGACGGCUCUCGACUCUCGAUGCAACCCAUUUUCCACCUGCGUGCCUAGAAAGAGAGCUGGGUCAUACCAGACUCAAGUUAAAAAGAGUUCUAGUAGUGAUCCCAGAAUAGAAGAUGCUGGAAGGGCGAUUGAGGACGAUUAUGCUUUGAUUAGAGAGAAAUAUGCUACGCCCAAAAAUCCCAUAGUCCUCGCACAUGGUCUCUUCGGCUUCGACGAGUUUCGAUUGGCAGGAAGCCUCCUUCCUGGCGUCCAAUAUUGGCGUGGAAUCACACAGGCAAUGCGCGCAAAUGGCAUCGAAGUUAUCACCACCUGUGUCCCAGCAUCCGCCAGCAUCGAGGAACGCGCUGCGAAACUCGGCGAAGACAUAGCCGCUAAAGCCAACGGAAAAAGCGUCAACAUCAUAGCGCACAGCAUGGGCGGCCUCGACGCACGAUAUAUGGUCUCUCGUUUGCAGCCAGACAACGUCGAUGUCCUCUCGUUGACUACGAUUGCCACGCCACACCGUGGGUCUGCAUUUGCAGAUUACUGCUUUGAAGAGAUUGGCCCGCAUUAUCUACCUCGUAUAUACAACUUCUUUAAUCAUUGGGGUAUUUCUACGGGUGCCUUCAGCCAGUUGACACGGAAAUAUAUGUGUGAGGAAUUCAAUACAAAGGUUCUAGAUGCUGCAGGCGUAAGAUACUUCUCUUACGGUGCAACAUCCAAUCCCCAUCUUUUUAGUGUAUUCAAGCACCCGCAUUCUAUUUUAGCUAAGCUAGAGGGUCCGAAUGACGGAUUGGUUAGCGUGGCGAGUGCGAAGUGGGGCACGUAUAAAGGCACUCUGGUCGGCGUUAGCCAUUUGGAUCUUAUUAAUUGGACGAACAGACUACGGUGGUUUGCUUCCAGGGUUGCUGGGAUUGAUAGGAAGUUCAACGCUAUCGCAUUCUAUCUGGACAUUGCGGAUAUGCUAGCCAAGGAGGGACUCUAA